Messenger RNA from Prunus mume (Japanese apricot), 608 nucleotides. RefSeq lists its product as uncharacterized. Lineage: Eukaryota; Viridiplantae; Streptophyta; Magnoliopsida; Rosales; Rosaceae. The record is from RefSeq and is a predicted model, not a curated record.
CCUUUCAAACCCCCUUGCUCAAUAUUGAGAUGCACAGAUCGGCAAGCUGGAGCCGGGCGGAUGAGUACUUCAUGCACCCAAACUCCUCUCCGUCAGCGGGGAAGGGACCGUCGGGGCUACGGGUGUCAGUGUCGUUUGAUCAAGGCGGUGAUCAGCUGCCGGUGUACGAUCCCAUAGCGGAGUUGGCCAAGAAGGAAAGGUCUCGUGUUAAGUUUGCUGAGAAUGCCGUGCAUGUCAUCCCCAUUGUGCUUCUUCUAUGCGCCUUUGUUCUUUGGUUCUUCUCAAAUCCAGAGAUAGACGUGAGGAUUAAAACGGAUCCAAUAGCAGCAAGAAUUGAAGGACUGACGUUAGAGGGGGAGAUUGAGAAUGAUAGUGACGGGACUCAAACAGGCGGUCUGCCCAUUCUGGACUUGGGACUGGACUUGGAUCAAACAACGACGACAAUAUCAACAACAACAAAGCAAAUCAAACAUAAAUUAAAGUGAAUUAGAUUUAGAUGAUCAUCGAUGCAUGUGUGAUGGCUUAAAUUUCUGUGGACGUUGGGAGAAUUAAAAUUAAUAAAUUAGGAAAUAAAAAAAAACUUGUGGUUUAUAUAUUUUCCUCCUAUA